GAGGACAGUGUGUGUGUGUGUGUGUGUGUGUGUGUGCGUGUGUGUGUGUGCCUCUUGGAGACAUCGACGAGUCAUUGUGGACCGCUAGAGGACAACCCUUAAGAUCUUCUGCCAGAAACAAGACUUAAGUGCUGCACUUACAUUGAUCCAGACUUUUUCAGUCUCUGUCAUAUUAUCUCUCCUGUGCACAAGGAGGAUGAAAGUUUGUGCUUGAAAGCCUCAUGGCUCAAAGUCCCUCACAGUCACGUCCUGUGAUUGUCUCUGGCGUGUGGGUGGAAGGAGGUAGGAGUGUUCGACUCGGCCUUAGCAUCAGUGAAAAAGAGAGAAGGAGGCGCCUGGUUGUCUAGUCAUCUGAGGCUGGCCGAAGCCAUCGGUGUGGACCAUGGGUGCUGCACCUCUGGAGGAGUACUGUGGGUCUGUCUUCUGGAAUGCCUCGUAUCUGGACAGAGAAGACCCAGACCUCCCAGUCUGUGUUGAGCAGACGGUGCUGGUCUGGAUCCCCCUGGGGUUCCUGUGGCUCUGUGCCCCCUGGAACCUGGUGUCGCUCUGCAGGAGGACACAAGUGAACACGAAACACCUGUCCAAGCUCUACAUCUGCAAACAGGUUGUGGUGUCUCUGUUGCUCCUGACGGCCAUAGCAGGCCUGGCCGUCACAUUAGGAGAGGAUUAUGGUCCGAGCGCAGACGCACCGUCUACGCUGAAAAAUGCUGGGGUAUACUAUGCAAACCCUGUCCUGUACAUCGUCACAUGGAUCCUUCUGCUGUUGUGUCAGGCGGGAGUGAGGCGGAGGGAGGGGGCCGUAGACUCCGGAUCUCUCUUUGUAUUCUGGCUGCUCCUCGUUGUGUGCGACAUCUUCCCUUUCCAGACCCUCUUACGAGAGGCACUCAAGCUGGGAGAGAUCAGAGACAUCCCUCGUUUUUGCCUUUUCUACAUUUCCUUCGGGCUGGAGUUGAUUGCCCUGAUUCUCUCUGCCGUGGCUGAUGUCCCACCGGAAGCCAAGGAGCGUGUUAAAAAGAAUCCCGAGGCAGGUGCAGCAUUUUUGAGCAGAAUUACGUUCAACUGGUUUCAAAGCAUGGUGAUAAAGGGAUACAAGCAGCCGCUGGUGCAGGAGGACAUGUGGGACCUGAAUGAGGCGGACAGCACUGCUCACAUCAACGAGCGCUUCCAGCAUUUCAUGCAAGCCGAGUUUGCCGCCGCCCAGGUCCGCUACCAGUGCAAGUUAAAGAAGAAACAGGACGAGAGAAGAGACAAAGCCCAGGAGGACUUAAAGAAUGGCCUUUCCAACGGUCUCGGGAAAGGUGUGAGCCAGGACAUGCUGAUGAUGGAGGAAAAGGGGAAAAAAGAAGAUGAAAAGAAGAAGAAGAAAAAGGACAAAGAGAAGGAGGAGGAAGAAGACUAUCCCAAUGCGUGGCUUAUUACCACCAUUUACAGGACCUUCAAGGGGGUUCUGCUCGAAUCUGCCGUCUUCAAACUUCUGCAGGACCUGCUGGCAUUUGUCAGUCCUCAACUCCUCAAAUUGAUGAUCUCCUUCACUCAGGACAAAUCCAGUUAUGCCUGGGAGGGUUACCUGUAUGCAGUGCUGCUGCUGGUGGUGGCCGUCCUGCAGUCUCUGUUACUGCAGCAGUACUUCCAGCGCUGCUUUGUACUGGGGAUGAAGGUUCGCACUGCUCUAAUGGCUGCUGUGUACAAAAAGGCAUUGGUGGUAUCUAAUGAGGCCCGUAAAGAGUCAACCGUUGGCGAAACGGUGAACUUGAUGUCGGCAGACGCCCAGCGCUUCAACGAUGUGACCAACUUCAUCCACCUGCUGUGGUCCUGCCCGCUGCAGAUCAUCGUUUCUAUUGUUUUCCUGUGGUUCGAGUUGGGACCGUCCGUGCUGGCAGGACUGGCAGUCAUGGUGCUAAUGGUGCCGAUCAAUGGACUGCUGGCUACCAAGGCCAGGAAAAUCCAGAUAGAGAACAUGAAGUUCAAGGACAAAAGACUGAAAAUAAUGAAUGAAAUACUAAAUGGUAUCAAGAUCUUGAAGCUGUACGGGUGGGAGCCCUCCUUCCAGGCGCAGGUGGAGGGCAUCAGAGGAAAAGAAUUAAAAGUCAUGAGGAAGUUUGCCUACCUGUCGUCCGUCUCCACCUUCAUCUUCAGCUGUGCCCCGGCUUUGGUUUCUCUGGCCACUUUUGCGGUGUUUGUUGGAGUGAGCUCAGACAACGUGUUGACCGCUGAGAAAGCUUUCACUUCCAUCUCUCUUUUCAACAUCCUCCGAUUUCCCCUGGCAAUGCUGCCGAUGCUAAUUGCUGCCAUUGUGCAGACGUCCGUGUCGAGGAAGCGCUUGGAGAAGUUUCUGGGAGGCGAUGACAUUGACAGUGACAUUGUGCGGCAUGACCCCAGUUUCAACUCUGCUGUUAGCGUGUGUGACGGUUCCUUUGCUUGGGAAAGAGAUGCUGAGCCUCUGCUGAAAAAUCUGUCUUUGGAUAUUAAACCAGGCCGGUUGGUGGCAGUCGUGGGAGCUGUGGGCUCAGGAAAGUCCUCCCUCAUGUCAGCGCUCCUGGGAGAGAUGCACUGCACCAAAGGCUUUAUCAACAUCCAGGGUUCCCUCGCUUUUGUGCCGCAGCAAGCCUGGAUCCAAAAUGCCACUCUGCGGGAUAAUAUCCUCUUUGGCUCUCCGCAUGAAGAAGACAGGUUCCAGGAUGUGAUAAAGGCCUGCGCUUUGGCCCCUGACCUGGAGCUGCUGCCUGGGGGUGACCUCACUGAGAUUGGCGAGAAAGGCAUCAAUCUCUCAGGGGGUCAGAAGCAGCGUGUGAGCUUGGCUCGGGCAGCAUACAGUCAGGCUGAUAUCUAUCUAUUAGAUGACCCCUUGUCUGCGGUGGAUUCUCAUGUGGGAAAGCAUCUCUUUGAUAAAGUGAUUGGACCUAAUGGAGUACUGAAAGAAAAGACUCGUAUCCUGGUGACUCACGGCGUGAGCUUCCUGCCAUACGUAGAUGAAAUAGUGGUCUUGGUGGAUGGAGUGGUUUCUGAAGUAGGAUCUUACAAAAGCCUCCGUGCAAGAAAAGGAGCCUUUUCUGAGUUUAUUGACACUUAUGCUGGAGAACAAAAUAAUCAGAUGCAUUCAGAGUCAGAUCGUGACCAGGACGUUGCAGACGUAGAGCUCAUCCCAGAGCGAGAGGACACUCAACCUGACUCGCCUUUGGAGGACACAGUUACUGUUACCCUGAAGAGAGAAAGCAGUAUCCGUCGUAGCCAGCGUAACGGCAGUGUCAGACUAAGAAAAAAUAGUUCCAUAAAAAAAGUACAAGAUGUUGGUGAAUCAAAGAAAGGCCAGAGGCUCAUAGAGAAGGAAACUAUGGAAACAGGACAGGUGAAGUUCUCAUUGUACCUCCAGUACCUGCGAGCCAUGGGCUGGGGAUAUAGUGUCAUGGUCUUCGUGGUGUACUUCAUCCAGAACAUUGCUUUCAUCGGCCAGAACCUGUGGCUGAGUGACUGGACCAAUGAUGCAGCGGUGUACUACAACAAGACAUACCCUAACUGGAAAAGGGACACCAGGGUGGGAGUGUUUGGAGCUCUGGGAGUGGCUCAGGGCCUCUUUGUGUUCCUCGGCACUCUGCUCCUGGCCAAUGCUUCGGUCAAUGCAUCUGGUAUCCUGCAUUCAAGGCUGCUUAACAACAUUUUGCGUGUUCCCAUGAUGUUCUUUGACACAACACCCACCGGUAGGGUGGUCAACCGCUUUGCAAAGGACAUUUUCACAGUGGAUGAAGCCAUCCCACAGUCCUUCCGCUCCUGGAUCCUGUGUCUGCUGGGUGUUCUGGGGACACUGUUUGUCAUCUGUUUGGCUACUCCUUUCUUCACCAUCCUCAUCGUUCCUCUUUCUGUAGUAUACUACUUUGUGCAGCGCUUCUAUGUGGCGACAUCAAGACAGCUGCGUCGACUAGACUCAGUGUCACGCUCUCCUAUAUACUCACACUUCAGUGAGACGGUGUCAGGUCUGUCGGUGAUAAGAGCCUACGGCCAUCAAGAAAGGUUUUUGAAGCACAACGAAAUGACUAUCGAUGGAAACCUGAAGAGCGUCUACCCAUGGAUCGUGUCAAACAGAUGGCUCGCCAUCCGUCUGGAGUUUCUUGGGAACCUGGUGGUGUUUUUCUCUGCUCUGUUUGCCGUCAUUUCAAGAGACUCUUUGGACAGCGGCCUGGUUGGCCUGUCCAUAUCCUACGCUCUUAAUGUCACACAGACCCUCAACUGGCUGGUGAGGAUGACGUCUGAGCUGGAGACCAAUAUCGUCGCCGUGGAGAGAGUGAGUGAAUACAGCGAGCUUGAGAACGAGGCCAAGUGGGUCACUGAUACCCGGCCUACGGAGGAUUGGCCCACCGAAGGAAAGCUGCGGUUUGAAAACUACAAGGUCCGUUACAGACCUGGAUUAGACCUGGUGCUGCAUGGAAUCACCUGUGACAUCAGCAGCACUGAGAAGAUUGGCAUCGUGGGCCGCACGGGAGCAGGGAAAUCGAGCCUGACCAACUGCCUGUUUAGAAUCAUUGAAGCGGCUGAAGGUCGCAUCCUCAUUGACGGUGUGGAUAUUUCCCUAAUAGGCCUGCAUGAUCUGCGAAACAGGCUCACAAUCAUACCACAGGAUCCGGUGUUGUUCUCCGGGACCUUGAGGAUGAAUCUGGAUCCGUUCGACAGAUUCAGUGAUGAGGACAUCUGGAGAGUGUUGGAGCUCUCCCAUCUGAAGGAGUAUGUAGCAGGGCUCCAGGAGGGAUUACAGCAUGAGGUCGCAGAGGGAGGAGAGAACCUCAGUGUUGGACAGAGGCAGCUGCUGUGUUUGGCCCGUGCACUGCUGAGAAAGUCACGCAUCUUAAUCCUGGAUGAGGCCACAGCAGCUGUUGACCUGGAGACAGAUGACCUGAUUCAGACCACCAUCCGCAAAGAGUUUUCACACUGCACUGUCCUCACCAUUGCCCACCGCCUGCACAGCAUCAUGGAUAGCUCCAGGGUAAUGGUGCUUGAUGCUGGCAAAAUUGUGGAAUUCGAUUCUCCAGACAACCUGCUUGAAAAACGAGGUCAUUUCUACGCCAUGGCAAAGGAUGCCGGGAUAACGAAUGACGAGAACACCGCUCUCUAACUUUUAUGUUUGAUUUAGCUCCACAAAUUGCAUUUGUUGUUUUGAUUAAAAAGCUGGACCGUGCUUUGACAUAAAGAAAUAUUGCAACAUUUGUAUUUAUAGGAAGAUAUAUAAAGAAAUCAUAUUCUGUAUGUAAAUAAUUUUUAUAUGUGAACAAUAAAUAUUAUUUCUCAAAGGCUG
Acanthopagrus latus (yellowfin seabream) is the source of this 5281-nucleotide messenger RNA. RefSeq names its product ATP-binding cassette, sub-family C (CFTR/MRP), member 2 (gene abcc2). The coding region runs from base 383 to 5101 and encodes 1572 amino acids. Gene Ontology annotation, molecular function: ABC-type transporter activity; ATP hydrolysis activity; ATP binding. The record is from RefSeq and is a predicted model, not a curated record. Gene Ontology annotation, biological process: transmembrane transport. Lineage: Eukaryota; Metazoa; Chordata; Actinopteri; Spariformes; Sparidae. Gene Ontology annotation, cellular component: apical plasma membrane. The transcript has 32 exons.